CACUUUGUAGUGGUACCGUACRUACGUACUCUCGCACCUACCGUACUAUCACGGAUUUUUUCGUUCUGGUCCUCUGGAAUACAAUCCCUUGCGUCAAAAUGCGGUUGAACAGAGCAAGCUCGUUGGGUUUGUCAGAAGAAUCAUCGUUCUCUAACUCAGACGCCAGCAACGAGAGUUAAAGAAACACGUUGCCAUAACCAUGGCCUAUCGCUCUUUCCUUCGAUUGGCAAUCUUCUGCGUCGCAUCUCUUCAUUUUCACCAGUACUGCGUGACUCGAGCCGAAGAUCCCCUGCAGCAGCGGCAGCAGCGGCAACAACAACAACAAGAGGAGGAGGAGGAGGAGCGGCAUGCUUCACAACACUCACCAAGUGAUGCAGCAACAGCCGCGAAAAUAACAAAAUUCCAUAAUAGAAAGAUCAAGGUAGACCUCUAUUACAUGCCUCAAUGCCCUGGAUGUAGGCAACUGAUCACCUCCUCCUUCAAUGAGGCAUUUCAUACCCCAGGUUUUUCGAACAUGGCAGACGUGACAUUCAUUCCGUACUCUGAUGGCCGCAUCGACACGGGUUCCGACAGCUCCACCAAGCGGAUAUUUUCUCACACGCUGGAAUCGUGUGCCCUUCACUUCAUCGGUAUCGGUGGCGCAGAUGGUUUUGAAACAAACGGAACCAAUGGACUAACGAUGCACAAAAAACAUGAACACCAAGAGCUUCAAUUCCGGUACAUCGAUUGCAUCGAUCACUACCCAUCAUACCAACACAGCGCGGCCACCGUUGACGUCGAAUGCGCCAAAGCCAUUGGCCUGUCCGAGGCCACCGUGACCAGAAUUGAGUCUUGUGCUUCUUCGCAGGAGGGCCACCGCCUCGCCGAACGGUAUGUCAAGCAGGUUCAUUCAAUCACUAACCCAAGGAUUACCUACUUUCCCUGGACGAUGGUGGACAACGUUCACGAUAAAGACACCGAGGAGAGAAUCUGGAACUCACUGUUUGAGCACGUUUGCUCCAUAUAUUCCGGGCCCUUGCGGAGUCUGCACUGCCAAGCUCCCGGUGAUAUGAACGGGACCGAUGACGAAGAUGACUAUGUCUAUGGUAAAGAUGACGAUGAAGAUGAAGAAGAACUGUAGAGAAACAAAUGUGGUUGGAAUGCAAUCUAAUACAAUUUAAAGAGAAGC
Messenger RNA from Pseudo-nitzschia multistriata, 1168 nucleotides. The record is from the annotation of a GenBank genome assembly. Lineage: Eukaryota; Bacillariophyta; Bacillariophyceae; Bacillariales; Bacillariaceae.